UUUCAGAAAUGACACUGUGAUCGCGGGUGCAACCAAGUGUGUGUUUGCAUGUUUCCUUGACACGCUUUAGCUCUGCCAGCUGUCUCAGCAAGAGGAAACCAUUGCUGUCUCCCACACACACACACACACACGCACACUCAUCAUGGCAGGAGAGUGUGUUCCUGAGGGUCGAGAUGUGAAGGAAAUGGAUGAGGAAGAGCUGUGGGAACUGAUCAAUGAUAACCGGCACCGGAUCUGUCUGGGGGUCCAGCCGUGCAUGUUGAUCCCCUACCUGAGGCAGGCCAGGGUGCUCAGCGAGGUGGAUGAGGAUGAGAUCCUCACAUGCCCCAGCCUCGCCAACCGCUCCAUGAGAACCAGCCACAUGCUGGACCUGCUGAGGACCCAGGGGAGAAACGGUGCUGUGGCCCUUCUGGAGAGCCUGAUGAUCCACUACCCCAACCUGUACACCCAGGUCACAGGACGCAAGCCGAGCGCCGAGCCCUCCAGAUUCAGCGGCCUGAUAAAGUACUCCGAGCUGACAGAGUAUCUGGUCAGAGCAGUGACAGGGAUGCAGAAGGAGCUCCACGAGGCCCGACAAGAGGCCCAGAGAUUCAAGUUACGCUGCGUCACUCUGGAGUCGGAGAUCAGCCAGGUCAUGGAGCAGGAGGAGAAGUCCAGAUGUCUCCAGACAGACUGCGAGCGCAUGAGAAGACACCUGGCUGCUGCGCAUCGAGAAGUCAACAAGCUGAAAGACGAAAAGUGCGACUUUUUUGUGCGUUACACGGCAGCCAUCGAGGAGAAAUCAGCGGUGAACAUCCGCUGCCGUGACCUCAACCUGCAGGUGUACCAGCUACAGACAGAGCUGCGGAAGGCCCAAACUGAGACUGACUUCCAGAAGCGACGUUCGCUCAGGUGCGCCUCUCCAGCCGAAACACAGCAGCUCCGAGAGGAAGUCAGAAGUCUGCGCUGCCAACUGCUGCAGGCCGAAAAGUUCAAACCGGCCAAUGAGGACAUCCUGGUCCAGGACCUGAUGGAGGCGAAGGAGGGCCAGAGGGAGCUCGGGGAGCAGCUCAGGCGUUACAGAGAGGAGAAUGAACGGCUGCUCAGGGAGAAAGAAGAGCUGCUGGAUCAGAAGGAGUGUCUAAGUCUGCAGGUGGAGAAGCUGACUCUGGACUGUGACAUGUACCAGCAGAAGAGCACCGUGAUCCAGAGCCAGAUGAGAGAUCUGCAGGCAGAGAGAGACCAGGCGUACCUCUCCAGGGACGAAGCCCAGGCCCAGAUAGCUCGGAGCUUGGCUGAGAAGGACAUCCUGAGGUGCCAGCUUGUGGAGCUGCAGGAGAAGGUCUUCACCCUGCGAACCAGAGGAGGUCACCGAGAGCGCAUAGACACGUCUGAGCUAAGCUGGGAGAGCCAGGGCUCCAGCAGUGAAGAAUGCAGCACCCCACCUCGACCCAGACUGCGCCGCAUGCAGGCAAUCAAUCCUGCAUCUCUAAGUUCCUGUAAUUCAGAGUGUGAAGAUGCUGUACCAAGCAGUAUACGAUCACGAGUUGCAGAGCCGCCUUGUCCAGAGUCUCUCCGCAGGCGGGAGGAGGCGCUCUAUGCAGACAGCAGCGUGGACAUGGGUGAAACUGACUCCACGCUGGACGACUUUGUGUUCCUCCCCUGUGAGGGGAAAGUCAAGCAGUCACCCAGGCAAGCUUCUUCCUGUGGCAAAAGCUCUGAUUGUCUGUCGAGAACAUCGGCCCCUCCCUUCCUGAUGCGCUCUCGCCCCAAGGCCAUCCGCAUCACCGGCCGCGUCGUCACCAUCUCCUUCCAGGGGGAGGCGCUGCUCAGCCAGCUGACAGUGGUCGGGGGCAACAGGACGGGUGUGUUCGUGCACCAGGUGACAGAGGGGACGGCUGCCCACUCUGUUGGCAUAAGCCCGGGGGCACAGAUAGUGGAGGUGAAGUACGAGCACAACCACCAGGCUCUGAGGAUGGUGCUGGCAGACUCCACGUUAGAGGAGGCUCUGUGGGCUCUCAACCAGGUCAGCGGCUUCUGCCACCUCUCCCUGCGACCCAGACAAGAUGCCUAUGAGAGCCUCCUGCAGCAGCUGCAGAGCAGUGAGUUGUCAUCUGGAGACUCUUUCUAUGUGCGUGUCAACAUGUCGCUCCCUGGUGGCCCCGGGGGAGCCCUGGCAGUGUCCUGCAACGACAUCCUGCAUGUGACCAACACAUGGCCUGCUGGCACUGAGGGCUCUUGGUGCGCCAGCCACGUCCACACCAGUCAGCAACUGGACCUCCAGAGUGGCACAGUGCCCAACUACUACAGGGCACAGCGUCUGCUGAUCAGAGCGAUUGAAGACAUGAGCUUCCAAACCAAAACCUGCCGAAAAGUGGAGCGUGUGGUGGCCAAGGAGAAGCAGAAGGCAGUGAGAAUUGUUAGCACCGGCCGGCAGGGCAGGAACCCGCUGUGGGUCAGCGUGGAGGACAGAGAGGCCAAGAGCACAGAACCAGUUGAUACAUCUGCACCCAGGAGCUGUGUUACCCUCAUGCCCUACACCCUGGUCACCCCCCACUACCCACCCAUUUGUAGGCCCAUCCUGCUGCUGCCAACCGUUCUGGGACGCAUCCUGGACAAGAAGCUGGCAGCGUGGCAGGGCUUCCAGCUCUGUCAACCUGAGGAACUGAGCCCCAGUGAGCAUGCAGCCCGGCUGCAGAGGUCUGAGGUCCUGGAGGAGUGUGAGCAGGGAGGAAACCGCUGUUACACUCUGCAGAGCGUAGAGAAAGUUAUGCAGAAGGGGAUUCACUGUGUGCUUCCUUUGGGGCUGGACUGCGUGCGUCGGCUGCACAGGGCUGAGAUCUUCCCCAUCAUCAUCUUCAUCGCCCAGUCUGCACGGAGCGCCCGUAAACUCAGGUCAAAGCUGCACCGCCACGGUCAGUCUGAGGAGCAGCUGCUGGCGUGUUCCCAGAGCGAGGAGCCCUUACUGGACAAGCUGCCAUGUCUGUAUCGCAGUGUGGCCUCAGACUCCUGGUGCGACAGCAACGCCCUCGUCAACAGCCUCCACACAAUUAUCUGGGAGGAGCAGAAGAAGAUCGUCUGGGUGGAGCCUGACCUUUGGUGAAAAGGAGGAUAGAAUACUAUAGAAUAAGAAAUAUGAGAAACCACAGAUGAUAGACUCACAGAAUAUAAAUUAUUUCACAAAGAGCAUUUUAGGAUUUGUUGAAUAUGAAUAGAUGAGAUUAGAAUACAUAAGCAUUACAAAGCACUUUUUUCUAAACUUGAGUAUGUGUCUAUGAUACGUACUGUUU
This is a messenger RNA of Myripristis murdjan (pinecone soldierfish), 3269 nucleotides long. RefSeq names its product caspase recruitment domain family, member 14 (gene card14). The transcript is spliced from 20 exons. Gene Ontology annotation, cellular component: cytoplasm. Gene Ontology annotation, biological process: regulation of apoptotic process. The coding region runs from base 143 to 3082 and encodes 979 amino acids. Gene Ontology annotation, molecular function: CARD domain binding. The record is from RefSeq and is a predicted model, not a curated record. Lineage: Eukaryota; Metazoa; Chordata; Actinopteri; Holocentriformes; Holocentridae.